Molecule: messenger RNA, 4455 nt
Organism: Kwoniella botswanensis
Lineage: Eukaryota; Fungi; Basidiomycota; Tremellomycetes; Tremellales; Cryptococcaceae
Exons: 20
Coding region: 1-4455 (1484 amino acids)
Cellular component (GO): cytoplasm
Molecular function (GO): protein binding
Source: RefSeq, a predicted model, not a curated record
AUGGCAGAGAAGCCCCUGAAGAUUCCUAUCCUCCUCGACCCUCAUCUCCCAACUUCGCCAUCCUCCCUUCCCAUCUCACCCACUCACAUCGCAUCAUGGCUCACACCCUCAUCAACCGAAGCAGGUCCUUCACGCCGCACCGCCCUCGCAUGUCAAGAUAACACUAUAUGGGUACAUACCACCUCGUCUCUCCUAGAUAGGCAGGAAGUGGUUUCACCCGAUAUAGCAAUACCGUCCAUAACUACCCAAGCGGCAUCUUCACCCUCUUCACCCCGACGACAUCGACCCACUCAGCAACGCAACUUAUCAUACUCUGGUAGACCUCGGAAUAGCUCUUCAGCAUCAAGUAUAACAGGUAAACGACGUACAUCAGCAUUCUCCCCUCCUCCGUCAGCACUUCAAUUACCCACUACCACGCUUUCCUCUGUAUCUGCUUCGGUCGCUGGGCCAGAUCAACAUACUCAUCGAGGAAGUAUAUCCGACCGACAUGAGUUGAGAGAAAGUUUGGAAAAGCAGAAAGAAAGGAAAGAUGACAGUUCUUCUAUCAUAGGAUUGGGUAUAGGUGGAAUAGGACGAAGAGGCCUAGUAGGACUACAUAGCAAGGAAGAUCGGACCAAUGACAAUAAUGAUGAGGGUAGAUCAGGUGCAACAAGUCCGAAAUCAUUCGUAUCUUCAACAUCGACCGAGACAACUUCGAACACCAAUAGAUUUGGAUUCUUUGGACGGAACAGUGUAUCGACUGAACUUGAACAUGAUGAUGAGUCUGUGCUAGGAGGAGAGGAUAAAGAGGGAAUGAAAGAGAUUCAAGUUGAUUUAGAGAUGGAGAAAGAAACGAGAGAAGAUAAGAAAUCGUCUCAGGACCGAAAAUUGAUAGAGGAUCUUAUUAGUGAACGAAGUCCUACGAUAUCGACUACUUUACCCCCACCUAUAGGGAGGAAGAAGAGUGGGAAAGGGAAAGAAGAGUUUGUGAGGAGGAUCAUACUGAGGGAAGUAGGACGAGGGAAGAUAGUGCAGAUGAAGGUGUACGAAGAGGUCGAUUCGUUGGUUGUGUUAAGAGAUGAGGGGUCCUUGGAUAUAUUUUCGUUGGCGACAUUGCACCAAACAACAAGUAUCAACCUCGAAUCGCCAGAGGAAGCCAAAUCGUCAGGUAGUAAACAGGCCUUGAAAGUGCCCUUGUUCUGGGAUUGGAAGCAUAUCCAUCUGGCGAAGAAAGACAAUACCAUCAUGUUCGUCGUUCAUGGACUUCCAUGGCCGUGUGCUUUACCUAGUCCGAACGGAGAGGUGACUAGAGUCGUCAUGAUUACCCCUUCACCUGCUGGAACAGGAAUGCACAUCGUUGCCAGACUAGAACUUCCUGGGCAAGGUGAGGUUGGAGUAUUAAACAACCACGAUGCGAGCUAUCUGAUACAUUCCACUCCGACCAGUCUUACCUCUUACCCUGUAAUCUUCCCUACACAUCCAUCAUCUCAAGAUACCACUCCGGCAAUCAAAGCCUCCCCGCAGAUACGGGCGGUAUCUUCAGCUGUCCCUUCACCUUACCUCCGAUCAAGUACACCCGACCCAUCAGCUCAACGGAGUCGAGAGUCUACCUUGAGGAAAUCAGCGUCUUACACCCACCUGAAGGAGUUAGCGUCGUCGCCUUUGUUAGGUGAUCAUUCGCAUCCCAAAGAAGAUAAGGACAAAGAGAAGGGUUUUGCGAAAUUCUUAGCUAGGAGAGAUUGGGGAAGGAAAGGCAAAGAAGAUGAGAAACCUGAAGAGCCCAGUCCAGGGAUAGGAGAAGGUCAGGAAGUUGAGAGGGAUGGCGGAGGGAAUUGGGAUAGGAUUGUCAUUGGUGGGAAAGGAGAAGGGGUAGGAUGGAAAGAUGGUUCUGUCGAUGUGUUCUGGACCGACGGGAAGAAAUUAAAAAUGCGUGGAAAUGUUGAAGCGUCACUGCAAGAGAAAAUCCACGCUGUUCAUUUCACUCAAGGGUGGAGCUGUAUCGUAAUUAUAUCGCAGGAGAAUUGUCACUUGUACCGUUCCGCAGAGGAGAUCAAAGAUCCUAAAGACAAAGUGACCAGUCUGAAAUUCAAUGGCGAUGCCGUUCUUGAUGGUGUUCAAAACGCCUCUCUCAACUCGGACGGUACUUUGUGUUUCAUAACUAAUGCAGCCAUCAAAUUAUUGGCCAUGUCAAAAAAAGAGAGUGGACCUCUAUCACUCGCGAUCCUAAGUCAAUCCAACGAGACUAGCAGUACUUGCCGUAUAGCUGCUGCAAGCAUCGAGACCGUUUUCACCUCAGAUUCUGGGGGAAAUGUCAUACCCCGUAACUUCUCCAAUGUACUUCUAAAAUCGCCACAGAAUUCUGUUGCAGACGACAAGCCUACGGUCGAUCGUCUAGAUUCACCGGUCACUUGUCUCACUACUAUCACAUCAAGCGGCACUGAUGGGGUGGAGAACAAGUAUCUGGUAGCUGGUGAUGAGGAUGGUGUGGUCAGGAUAUGGACAACGAGUCCUUUCAGGCUCUGUGGGUCGUGGACUCUCUUCGCUGAUCCAGUCAAGGAUGACGCUUUACUCGAUAUGUCACAAGCUGGACCAUUGCAGGGCUGUCUCCUGAUCACGUCAAGGGACGGAACAGUCGGUAUCAUUUCUCUAAAAGAGAUGGACGACCUCUUCCUCAUCCCGGCUUCUCGAACGCCUCUGCGACGCAUAUUCAUCGAACAGAAGGAUAUUCUACUGGCUUACGCUAAUGGUAAAGCCAGAGUAUGGAAUACUCGAACUCAAGAAUUCAGAAGAUCGACCGGCCUGGACGCAGCCGAGGAUAUGUUGCAGGUUGGUGAUUGGGCGGAAGUUCUACUGUCGAGCACGAACGAAAAUGCAACUUUACAAACUGUUCCAUGCCUACCCGCGGAACCAGCGGAUCUAGGCCGAUUGGUCAACUUCGAUCUACGAGAACUGGGUCGAUGGCUCCAUUCGUCCAAGAAUAAUCCAACUCACAGUCCCCUAUCUGCCCUUCGGAGUUUGCUAUCCGUCUUUCUCACUUUCGGUAUAGAUGACAGAGUCGAUGAGAUCUGCACUGACAACCUAGGGAUACGCAGGCCUGAUAUACCGGUUGUGAUAGGGAGCUCAGACAUCGAGGGCAAACGCUUCGACUACGCUCAAGGUGUUAAUGUUUGGUGCAUAUCACCUUACAUGACUGGUUUGAGGCAAUUGGCUAUCGUCACGCUACUUCGACCGUUCCUUGAUUCCCCUGAUCAUGAGAGAUGGGCAGCAGAAGUAAUAGCACACUAUACCGCAUCUCUGCCGUCUACAGCCACUGAGCCCGAUGUACACUUCUUUGCGGAAUACUACAUGGACUCUUCGACUGAUGUUCACCAGGCAGCUCGUAUGUUAUUUGCUGCUCGAGUGGGCAGGAUGUCUAGUGCAGAGAUCGACUGUACGGUGGAAGUUGGACAGGCAAACUUACCAUAUAAACUUUCGCCUGCGACUAGAUCUUCUGACGUGGCUACCAAUGCGUUGACGAUGCUCGGUGGUAUCGCUUUGAAUAAGUUCGAGACGAUGCAGCCAAGCGUACUGAAAUCCAUUGCCGAAUCAGUAUCGAUAUUUCUCCAUUCCGAUUCAUUCUCCCACUUAUCCCUCGCGAUCGAAAUUUGUUCCAAGGGAUUCACCACUUGGCAAUCAUACGUUGAUCCUUCCGACCUUCUCAGAAGAUUGUUCCACCUAUCUACCCAUAAGGAUUUCGCCUCAAAUACCAAUGGGAAUGGAACCAAUAUUAGUAUAGCUGCCCAAGCUCGUUUGGCUGUAUUACAUGUCGCCUCUAGUAAUCCGGCAUUGUUCAUGUCGACUUUAUCGAUGGAUGUCCUCGAUGCGAAAUCAGUGGAAGGUCGAACAAGUAUAAUGAAAUUGUGUGUUUAUAUGGCUAGGAAAAAGCCAAACGUAUUGGAGAAUGGUUUACCAAGGAUUGCCGAGGCCGUGGUCAAGAGUUUAGAUCCGAAUAUUGGCAAGAUGAGAGAUGAUGUUUGGCAGGCAGCUACUGUCAUUCUGAAUGAACUGGUCUUAGCAUUCUCGACGAUAGAUUUCCACAGUGGUACUCAACGUUUGGCGGUGGGUACACAUGAAGGAGCAGUUAUAAUGUACGAUCUGAAAACUGCCUCUCGACUAUACGUGAUCGAACCUCACAAACACCCCGUAUCGGCCGUGACAUUCUCUCCGGACGGCAGGAGGUUGAUCACUGUCAGUUUGGAGGAAGGGAAUGUAACGGUUUGGAAAGUCGGUAGUUCCUUGAGUGGAUUUUUCAACGUUGGUGCGCCGCCUAGACAAGGUGGGGAAAAGGGUGAACCGUUCAAGAGGAUUGAAUUUAUACGAGCAGAUGAUGGUCCUCUGAGCUCUACGUCUGCUCUGAGCGAUAUACAAAUUUCUUGGCCUGGGAAUAGACAGGCUAGAAUAAUGAUUAAAGAGACAGCUCUGACAUUUGAGACGUGA